UAUAACAUAACCUGAACAUUCUUAAAAUGUUCUGAAAAAUGUCAACAACGAUGUAUUACGAGAAGUUUUUCCAUUUUUUGUGCAUUUUAGCUGCAACAAAUGCGUCUAUUUAUGAAAAUUUGAAAUACUUUGAAAUAAUGCACGCAGACGAACUUCACCACCACAUUGUUAAAAGGGGAGCUCAAGAAAGCGUUCAUCCACUAAACAAAAUAAAGGAGGUUAGAUUUAAAACACUUGGGAGGGAUUUUCGGCUAAUCCUAUCACCAAAAAAGGACAUGUUGCAUUCUAAGUUCAAAGCUUACGCUGUUGAUGCUGAUGGAAAAGAAACAAGCGUUCAUAUAGCUCGUGACAAUUUUUACGCUGGUCGUGUUUUUGAUGAAAUAAACUCAUAUGCAAGCAUUCAUAUUGAAGAUGAUGGAGUUAUGACUGGUAUGGUGAAAGUAAAAGAUGAAACUUAUCAUAUCGAGCCUUCUUGGCGUCAUUUACCAAAGUUGGACAAUAGAACAAUGAUAACGUACAAAGCAUCUGAUGUAAAGUUUAGCUGGGACCACAGUACUCUUGGCCCUGACCAAGUCGGCCCCAAAAUAUGUGGAUAUGUUAAGGAAGGGUCAGAGUUAGAAGAUAAAGAUGAUUAUGAAAGUCAUCGGACUGAUACUGUAAAUAGAGAGAAAAGACAGGCAGAACAAUAUGAAUAUUCAAUUACCAAGACUAGAUGUCCACUUCUCCUUGUUGCAGAUUACAGAUUCUACCAAGAAAUGGGAGCAAGUAAUAUAAAAACGACCAUUAAUUACCUGAUCAAUUUAAUAGACAGGGUUCACAAAAUAUACAAUGAUACCACCUGGCAAGAUAGACAAGACCUGGAUGGAUUUAAAGGAAUGGGUUUUGUGAUUAAGAAAAUCCUUGUUCAUAAUGAUCCUACAAGAGUAAGGGGUGGUGAAGCUCAUUACAAUAUGAACAGAGACAAGUGGGAUGUUCGCAAUUUGCUAGAGGUAUUUGCACGAGAAAAUACGAGCAAGGACUUUUGCCUGUCGCACCUGUUCACCCACCAAACAUUUAAUGCUAGAGAUUCUGUAGUUUUGGGCCUUGCUUAUAUUGCCUCCCCUAGGCUGAGAUCGCAUGGCGGCAUCUGUUCAAAGGAAUACUUUAAAAACGGUUACACUCUUUAUUUAAAUUCGGGAUUGAGUUCAAGCAGAAAUCAUUAUGGACAGAGGGUGAUAACCAGAGAGGCAGAUCUCGUCACUGCGCACGAAUUUGGGCACAAUUGGGGCUCCGAACACGAUCCAGACAUACCCGAAUGUUCUCCCAGUGCCAGCCAAGGGGGCUCCUACUUAAUGUACACUUAUAGUGUCAGCGGAUACGACGUGAAUAACAAGCGUUUUUCCCCGUGCAGCUUACGAUCUAUACGCAAAGUUCUCCUGGCCAAAUCAGGAAAAUGCUUCUCGGAACCCGAGGAAAGUUUCUGCGGCAACCUAAGGGUCGAAGGGGAUGAGGAAUGCGACGCGGGUCUCUUAGGAACCGAAGAUAACGACGCAUGUUGCGAUAAGGACUGCAAAUUGCGUAGACUGCAAGGAGCCAUGUGCAGUGACAAAAAUUCCCCCUGUUGCCAGAACUGUCAGUAUAUGCAGAAGGGAGUAAAAUGCAGAGAGGCUCAGUACGCAACAUGUGAGCAAGAAUCAAGGUGCACUGGAUUCCAGGCCGAUUGCCCCAGAAGCCCUCCGAUGCCAGACGAUACUGAUUGUCAAGAAAGGGGAAAAUGUCGAAACGGCAAGUGCACACCAUUCUGUGAAACACAGGGACUUCAGAGUUGCAUGUGUGACAUAAUCGAGCAUGCUUGCAGAAGAUGUUGCAGGACUAGUAUAAACGAAACAUGUUUCCCUGUAGAGCCUGCGGAUGUCUUACCUGACGGUACACCUUGUAUACAAGGUUUUUGUAAUAAGGGAAAUUGCGAGAAGACGAUUCAGGACGUCGUGGAACGUUUUUGGGACAUUAUAGAAGACAUAAACAUUAACAAGGUCCUGUUAUUCCUCCGGGACAAUAUCGUGGGAACGAUUGUUCUCGUAACUGCCUUGCUAUGGGUCCCUGCCAGCUGUGUGAUUGGUUAUUUCGACAGGAAACGACGUCGCGAAGAAGAGAAACGUUGGGAAUGGAAGAACAGGACUGAUCUCAUACAUCCCUCCGAACCCAGGAGAAUAAUACACAUACGUGUUCCCAGACCUAGACCAACCCUCAACAUCUCAUAAUAUGAAAUAAAAGUCAAGGUAAAAAACUGAAUUUCAUUUAACUUAAAUUAUAU
Agrilus planipennis (emerald ash borer) is the source of this 2293-nucleotide messenger RNA. RefSeq names its product ADAM 17-like protease. The coding region runs from base 39 to 2240 and encodes 733 amino acids. Gene Ontology annotation, molecular function: metalloendopeptidase activity. The transcript has 11 exons. Gene Ontology annotation, cellular component: plasma membrane. Lineage: Eukaryota; Metazoa; Arthropoda; Insecta; Coleoptera; Buprestidae. The record is from RefSeq and is a predicted model, not a curated record. Gene Ontology annotation, biological process: Notch signaling pathway; membrane protein ectodomain proteolysis.